Hippocampus comes (tiger tail seahorse) is the source of this 2470-nucleotide messenger RNA. RefSeq names its product interleukin 17 receptor C (gene il17rc). Gene Ontology annotation, molecular function: interleukin-17 receptor activity. The coding region runs from base 150 to 2081 and encodes 643 amino acids. Lineage: Eukaryota; Metazoa; Chordata; Actinopteri; Syngnathiformes; Syngnathidae. The record is from RefSeq and is a predicted model, not a curated record. The transcript is spliced from 14 exons.
CAAGCUGAUCGAGAUUGUUCUGACUCCGCGCCAGCUCGCUGUUAAUCUCUAACCUGAAAUCACGCAUUGCAAAACAAUCGCUGACACUCCCAGUACAAUCGCGCGUGAAGAAAAAUGCUUGACACUCUUCAUGCUUAGUCUGUGGCAAAAUGUUUCUUCUUCGUUGGCCUUUUUGUUGUUUUUUACUAGCUUUUCAUAAGCCGGCCUGCGGUUGGGUGCGACAUGAUGUCUCGGAAGUCACAUGUUCGCAGGGUCUCUCCGAGUGCACGGUGGUUGCUGUGAUGCCGUUCGCCAUCCCAGAGAGUGAUGCCGUGGACAUCCAAACGAUAACGGCUAAAGUGGAGCUCUGCUGCAAAGAAAACACGUCAUGCACGUUGUGUCUGCUCAUGGAAGCUGAAAUCGCCAUCCAUGUGGAUGAAGACAUGGCCAAAAAGCUCCAGUCAAAGCAGGACACUGAAGAGGACACCCAAGCGGCAACAAUUUCAGCAGCAGCAUUUGUGACGUUAUGUUACAAUACGCCACCGACUUUUCCAGCAUGCAAGAGAGUGGACUUCACCGUCACUCCUACAGGACUUGAGCAGAAAGUUGCAAAGAUAUCCUUGGUGAUUACCAAUCCAUCUGCGGUUUCCUUCAGCAGUAUUGUGUACGUGUAUUCUUCAAAAGCAAUGCAUCCCCGUAAGGAAGUCGUGUCUCCUUCUCUCAACGAAGUGUGCUCCCAAAACCGGCGCAAACCCAUCAAAGAGUGUCACGUGCCAACAAUCAGCAGUGUAAUUAACCAAAAAAUGAAUCAAGUAGAGCUGAAGUUUUCUGGAGAGAGCAAUGUGUGCAUCCAGUAUGAAGCAGAUGGAAGAUGCCAGAGUUGGGAGAGGAAAACGAUCCCACUGCACUCUGUGACACCUUGCUUGUGUCUUCAGGUUUGGGAUGAUGACAGACGUUCUCAGAGCUGCCCCUUCAAAAACAUGGGGUUCCUUCAAGAGAACGUAUGGCGGAACCUGACUGCUUCUGUGGAUCGCGGUCGAAUGAACGACAAGGGCCAAAUGCUGCUGUGGAACCUGACUGCCCCCUGUAGGCUGGAGGGGGAGGUCUGGCCCUGUCGGUGGACUUUGCCGUACAUUUGCACUGAGAUCGAGGGCUUUCGCCAACAGCUGGGGAAUUCAACAUGGAAGCAAAACAGGAGUAUGCUAUGGGUGAAAAAAGGUGUCUUCGAGGACAUUAACCUGCAGCUGUCAACAUGUGUUAUGGUGCGUUUAAGGAAUGGGGGCCUUCACCUGGGACCUUUUUGCUCUCAUCAGACAGCAAGGUGGCGCUGGAAUCUGUUGGCUGUGGCAGUUUUGCUGGUGAUCACCUUGACAGCAUUGAUAUUAUGUCUUCUGCAUGACUUUAUCAAAAAAUGGGCAAGCCGAUCUUUUCGUGGAGGAUGUACAAAGAUUGGCAGCAAAGGUCAUGUCGUCCUCCUGAGUCCGCCAGAUGUUCACAACGACAUUUCCGAGGUUUGUGGCCUGGGUUCCCGACUCAGCAGUCAGGGCUUCAGUGUGUCUGUGGACCAGUGGAGCAGGAUGGAGCAGUGCAAUCUGGGCCCCCUGCCAUGGCUCCACUCCCAGCUGCUGCACGUAAAGAAUCUGGGCGGACGCGCGGUGCUCAUCCUGACUCGCAAAACUAUGGGGCUGGUGCAGGAGUGGAGCCAGCAGCAUCGAGAGGCACUCCGGGCAGGGAGUGGGGAUGGAAACGCGCCUCAGUCUCCAUACUCGGAUGUGUUCAUGGCCUCGCUGUCCCUCAUCCUCGGGGACAAGCAGCAAGGCAGGACUGGAGAACGUUUCCUCCUGGUGACAUUCGAACAGGACGUGGCGCAGUCGGCUGGCAGCUUGCCAGAACCGUUUCAAGGACUUCAUUUGUUCCAGCUUCCGUCCCAGAUGAAAACUCUCUUGUGUGAGCUCACUGGGGGAGCAAAGGGCAAGGCAGAAGGCGGAAGGAUAAAGGCCGGCUGGAAAUGGGCAACCUUGGACGGAUGGAAAUCGAAGACUAAAAAUGCAACAUGCAGCCAAGGAACAAUACACGUACAGUGUAAAUAUUCUGGAAUUUAAAGACAUUGCGUGACACUUGGUGCACUGUUGCUUUGAAGAGACAAUGAAGUAUAUCUUCGGUGUCCUGUGAAAAACAUGUAUGUUCAUUUUGACAUUUAAAGGUGUCCGCGUGUUGUAAAAAAUUAAAAAUGGACAAAAAGUGACAUACUUGUUUUUCACAGGAAAGCGAUGAUUUGCAACGUACAAAGUCAUUAGAAUAUGAUUGAAUAUAUUUUUUAAAAUUUUAACAGUAUUGCUGGCACUCAUUGUUUACUUAUUGUCAUAGAUGAAUGCUCAAAGAUUUGGUACGAAAAACAGCAGUUACCAUAACAACAGUAGUGGACGGUGCAUUUUGUUAGCCUAAUAACAUAGCUGGACAAAUGAUAUAAAGCUUUCUGUCAAAAUGUCAA